Pocillopora meandrina is the source of this 5891-nucleotide messenger RNA. The record is from the annotation of a GenBank genome assembly. Lineage: Eukaryota; Metazoa; Cnidaria; Anthozoa; Scleractinia; Pocilloporidae.
AUGAUGUGUUUUAUGGACCCAGACUGUGUCAGUAUUAAUCUUGAGAAACGACCAGAUGUGAAUGGAAACUACAAAUGUGAACUGAAUAAUGCUACCCACGAAGGGCGUGUACACGAGUUGAGGUCAAACACGAAUUUCUCUUACCAUGCAGUAGAGGUGAAUGUCUCAUUACUACUUACUUACGUUAAGAAUCUUGUUCGCUGUUACUCUGUUGCAAUGAUAUUUGUUGGUUUGUUUCGAUUCUUUCAAAUGUCGCGAAAUCAUGUUUUCAUCCUGGGAAGAAAAAAAUCACUUCAUUUACUAUCUUUUUGAAUCCCUUUCCUUGAUAUUUGUUGCGGUACAAACUAUUGAGAGCUAAAUCAAAACGUGAACUUUAUUAGCAAAGUAGAUUACUGGGGAUGUAAAUAAAGCAGAAAUAUGAAUAGGAAACUUUCGGUUUCGAAGGGGUAACGUUUUUCACUGAAAUUGCCUUUCUGCGUUAGAGCGCUUGUGUGGGAAACCCUUGCAAAAACAACGGUACAUGCCAGAGCGGUUUUAAUGAAGAAGGUUUUCGCUGUCUGUGUCCAGCUGGAUUUAAAGGAAAGAAUUGUGAGGCCGAUUUUAAUACAGGUAAAUAAUACAAUCAUUACUUCAUUUGGCAUUUAGGGUUAGGUUCCUUUUCAGGAAAAUGAAAUGGUUACUGACCUUGUGUUGGACAGUCGAUUCUUUAAGCAACAAACGGCACUUUCUACCUGUUUACUUUCAGUUAACUUUCUAUCGCCACCUCCUCGUGAUUAACAAUAGUUCCGAUUGUUCUUCAACAACUCAAGUGGGUUACUACGGCGGUAAACCGAUAUAAAGUGCGGUCUGUUGCUUUUAUGGAAUAACUAUGGCUUUACCGGUGCGAUAAACGAUAGGUUUUUGACCAAUCAGGAGCUGUAGUAUUUCAGUUAUUUUAUCAAAGUUAUUAAGUUUUCCUUCUUCAUAGACAGAACACUGAAACAGUCCUUUUAUCUGACCAUUCUUUAUUGAUUAAUUUACUUGUUCAAGCGUUUUCGUUUGUUUCUUAUUUUAAUUUGAUAAUUAUUGAAAAGAAAAUAAAUAAGCGGUGUGAGCGACCAUACAAAGACUUUAUGAUGUAAAAUCAGAUAGAUGGCGGGUCACUAGACGACUUACAAGUAGUUCUAUUAUUAAUGAUUGAAUAUUUCAUUCUUUCAGACAUUGAUGAAUGUGUUGAAGGGUUACACAACUGCAGUAUUGAUGCCUUUUGCAACAAUACCAACGGGUCGUACAACUGUACAUGUAAACCUGGAUUCGUUGGAAAUGGCCGAGACUGCGAAGGUUCAGUUCUCAGCAUUACGACUUAGGUUACCGAGAAACUAUUAAGAUUUUGUCAAAAUCAAAAUAAUUAAUGAGGAAAAAACUUUACUUUUACAAGUUGAUCAUCUGCUGUUUUCUUUUUUCAUUUAUUUUAGACAUCAACGAGUGUGUUACGCAUUUACAUAAUUGCAGUCAAAAUGCAAUUUGCCACAAUACCAAAGGAUCCCACACCUGUACUUGCAAACCUGGAUUUACAGGAAAUGGGCACAAAUGCGAAGGUAAUCGAUUGUUUCCUGGAACAAAACUAAUCUACAAAAAGGUUCAAAAGGCUUUCACGAAUAGAGACAAAAAAUUUUUAAGCAUAGAAAUGCAGCGUAGAAGAAGAGUGAAAUCAACCCUAACAGACAGAAGUAGCAAAAAACCGCACGCAAACCGCACGGUUUGCUUGAGAACCGAAGUUUACCUUUUUUCUGAUCGGGAUAUAAGUAUCUAGUUGAUUAGUGAAAAGAUCUAAGGGUUUUAUUUUCAGAAAGUACCGUUGGGGCUAAACGAACUGGCUGAUGCAUUUAAGAAACAAAUAUGAUAUGUCAGUGUAAACCAAAUAAACGUUCAAAACAAACAAAGAUACAAAAUCAAACAAAAGCUUUGUCAUGAAAAUGAAAAAUGAGCAGGUGGGUGUUAGUUGAGCUGGUAACUAAACUUGUAGGUAAUGGGUGAGAUGCUGUAAUUCAGCCGUUUGUCAAUUACACUAUUUCCGUUGUUGGUUUUGAUGUUUGUGUUCAUGUUUGUUUUAAUGUUUUUAGAUAUUGACGAGUGUGCUGAAGGGUCAUAUAACUGCAGUCUUAAUGCCUUCUGUGAUAAUACCGAAGGAUCGUACAAUUGCGACUGUAAGCCCGGAUUCACCGGAAAUGGCCGAGAAUGCGAACGUAAGUAAAUCAAAACAUUUUCUUUGGGAAAAAUAACGGUAGUGAAGGUUUGCUUGAGAACCCAAGUUUACCUUUUGAACGUUUCAACCGAAAACGUAAAGCUGUCUCAAAGUUACUUAAGUUACUUGAUUCCUAGGCAAGGAGUAAAGGAUACCUGUCAUGAAAAAUAACGAGUACUCCUCGUCUCGUAUGGGAGGGCGAAUUAUGGAAUUUAGUCUAAAUCUGGGUUUUCAGGAUCAACUGAAAGCAGCCACUCAGGAUUGACCAAUCUGUAGAGUUAAGGGGGCUUUAAUUCCUUCCAAAUAAUUUUGAUCAUGUCUGUGCUUCGCUUUAACUCAACUACUGUUCUAGUAUGAAAUACGGAACCGUAAAGGUGAUAGUUAGAAGCCGUUGCUGGGUAACGUUGAAGACAAAAAUUUUUUGAUAAAAGUUUUAAUAAUAACUGAAAAAUAUUUUUGGAAACGGCCACAAUUACUCGACGACGAGAAGUAGAAUAAAUUUGUCAAACUUGUGUGAGACACCUGAAAAGCUGCAAUUACUAAGGACGGGCAUGAUCAACAUUGGUUGGAAAUUUUUGCAUUUUCCCCCUUUGCUUUUUCUGAUUUAACGUAAACAAUGGUUGUUUAAAUAGUAUUGUAGUGUAAAUACCUCUAGUGUAUUGUAUAAGGUAUUAUUUUAGCAUUAUUAAAAAUUAGUUUUAGCAAGAAGGAUGGAAAUAUCGUCGGAGGUAUUAACUUAUAAACGCUCAACUGACUUCGAUUUUAACGAAUGGUGUGAGGAAUGUGAUCGCGUAUCACGGCUAUAAAUUCAGAAUUGCUUGUCAGAUAUUAAUUUUUAAAUUUUAAUUGCAUAGUCACUAUAAUUGUGUCGCCAAAAAACUAAAAAUUGACAGUUUCUUAUAAUCGCAAUCAUCUUUUCGUUUUGCAGCUUGGAGGUGUAAGCAUGAAUAUCAUCAGCAAAUGUGAGUAAAAUGGAAAGUUGAUGACGAUUCACAAAUUUACCGACAGUUAAAAAGUUUACCUUAAGUUUUUUCGUACCUUCUAGUUUGUUUCUCUUCUUUGAGUGGGUUUGCUGUUGCUAUUUUAAUCAUAAUCGUUGUUUUUGUUGUUGUUUUUUUUCUCUUUUUAAUAAGUAGCGUUCAACGUCAGGAGACCCAAAGCCCCAUACAAAUUGCGUCAAAUAAUUUUGAAAAUGACAAUCUCAUUCUACGCACAUAGCAAUCCUUUCCUUUUCACUUAAGUAAACGAUUGAAUUAUUUACUGUCGAUCAUCAACGGCGGAGAUGCUUCAAUGCAGCCGGCGUAUCGAGGACAACUCUGAGCCAUUGUGUAACUCUUGGGCUUCUAAACUUCUUUUAAGUAAAAAAAACAAAAACAAAAACAAAAACAUAAACUAAUGUUAUUGUUUAUUUUAAUGAAAAGGACGCUUGAGAGUGGUGUGGUGACACUCCUUCUUGACUCAAACCCAGUUCCCGUUUUUUGCCACAUGGGAGAUUUUGGAUGUGGAGAUGGAGGUUGGACACCAGUCAUGAAGAUUGACGGCAGCAAGGUGUUUUUAUUUGUUGUUUUCUUGUUUUAUGUCUUAUUUUUUUCAUGUAUAUGUAGAAACAACGAACUUUUAAAACACACCUUGACUUCUUCUUCAUCGUCCCAUUAUGAUCGUUUGACGCUGCUCAAAUGGUCACUUAAUUGGUAUUACUGAUACUUGUAUUCACCUUUAAUUUCCUUCAGAGGGAGCUUCAGAGCUCCUGAUUACACGUGAUCUGCACUUUUACAAAGUAUACGAGACAAAGAUGGUUUAAUAGCGAUAAUGGCUAGCUGUAAUACUAAACAUGUUGGGUUUUUUCUCUGAACCACCUUACACAGUGCAAAUUGCUGCAUAACUUGGAGUUUGAACUAUAAGGAAUAGCCCCAUUCUGUUCACUCGUCCUACAAAUCUUUAAUCUUAAGAAACACACCGAUUUUCUUUCAUUGAUGAUAAUGAAUGGGAAACAUAUCAAGCAUUUCUUACAUGUUCUUAUGGAAAGAGUGAGUCCACUGCAAUUUUUGAUGAUCUAGACUGGUUCUCUCACUGUGUCCGCGCGCUCUAAAAAUCAAAUCAACAUAUCAAAUCAACUGAUCGACUGAUGACAAGUCAGAGUCAAUGCUCCAGUUUUUCGAUAAACGUAGCUAUUCUGUUUCUGUCGUUGUUUCACUCUCACAUUUCACCCUCACAACCACGCAGUUAAAUCUAUCGUUAUUAGAAACUUUCAAUUAGUUCAAAUUUAUUCAGACACUGGUACUAUCUUUUCGCAACCUCCACUAAUUUCAUUCAAACGCCACUAAAACAUAGGCCACUCUUCAGUCAGAAGUUUAUUACAAGUUAAUAACCAAUUUGGAACUUUGGAACGCACUCGCACACGAUACAAAACCUCACCUUUCAUCCAUAUGCAUAACGUAGAGAAAACGUCGAGACCUGAGAGAUCCAUUAAGAUUACUGGUCACUUCACGUGCACUCUACUAAUGCCAUAACUAGCACUAGUUGCAAAAAGUUAUACAUUGGUGAAACAAGAAGACGACUUGAUGACCGAUUUCGAGAACACCUUCGCGACCUAGAAAGAAAUGACAAGGACGCUUUCAAACCAGUCACUAGAUCUCUCCUAUCAUUCCAAGCAGCAUGUGGCAGUUUGCGGCCUUGCCCUACAUCUAGGCAGUUCGGAAAGCCGCAAAACUCUGGAACAAAAAUUUUUCUUUCAAAUCGGCCCUCCGCUUUUCAUUCAACUAAUUUUCUUCUUGUUUUUCUCAUUACCAUGUUCCCACCGAUAGCGUAGCUCGAUUUUCUGCAUAUAGACACGAAAACAACCCACAAUUUCUCCGUUCGCUCUGACGAAGGGCUAACGCUCGAAACGUCAGCUUUGAAGCUCUUAACGAUGGCCAUUUUACGUUAAAAACUCAGUUGAUAAUACCAAUUUACCUUGUUAUACUCUCUCACCGACGCAGCACCACAGUUUUUUCAGAAACUUAUUCCCCUUUAAUCAAUUUAAACCGUAGCUUUUCUUUGAAACCUACUUUAAUUUUGACGUGUCAAUCAGUUUCAAUCUGGUUGGUUCGUUAAUGCGAUAAAUAUUACAAAAGAAAUGAACGUAAGUUUUGGAAUUCUCUCCUAGUCAACGUUUGUUUAUAACAGUUCUCACUGGAGCGAUUACACAGAAUACAAUCUCCCUGGAGGAGAAACUGGAUUCGACAGACAGGAAACCAAGUUAUCAACCUACUGGAAUACUCCCUUCUCUCAAAUCUGUCUAGGAAUGGAUAUCGGCCAACAGCCCAAAUUCAUUGUCAUCAAUAAGCAAUCUGAAUCUCUGUACUCACUGAUCGCUGACGGACAAUACCGCCCUACUUCACUGGGUCGUGACCACUGGAAGACGCUGCUUGGUUCUGAGGCCUCUUUGCAGUAUAAUUGUAACCAGGAAGGGUUCAACGCAGGAGGUCACGAGGAGCGUUACUCCAAAGCUCGAAUUGGUAUCGCUAGCAACAACGAGAACCACUGUUCCUCAUGCAACUCGAGGAUCGGAUUCGGUACAGGAGGGAGACCUGAUGACUCAAACAGUUGUGGAAACGAAGCGGAAAAUUACUCUACAGAUAAUGGAGAGAACCACAUCAAAGCCAUGGGAUAUAUCAUGGUACAAUGA